AUGGUCGAGCAGGCAAGAAAAUUCGUCAACGCGUUCACUUCCAAGAGCACUCCAAUAAGGCCAAUUGUCGUUGUCGACUCGAUCACGUCGUCCACGUUGGAGCAGGGCCAGACGCGAUCAGCUGGACCACAAACAGAGCCGACACGCGAAGCGCAAGCUGGCAGGGCAAAAUUGCGGACAGCACAGCAGACCAGCAGCCGUGGCGAGAUCACCACGGAGGACCAGGUUCGAGGGGAGAUCCAGGCAGAGCCCGAGUCGACCGAGGUUCACACACGAUCGAGUCUUCGAAAGCAAAUGUCUUGA
Molecule: messenger RNA, 303 nt
Organism: Penicillium macrosclerotiorum
Lineage: Eukaryota; Fungi; Ascomycota; Eurotiomycetes; Eurotiales; Aspergillaceae
Exons: 1
Coding region: 1-303 (100 amino acids)
Source: RefSeq, a predicted model, not a curated record